AUGGCUGAAUCAGCUCCUAUGGUAGAAGAGGCAGAAAAGCCUCUCACCGAAGCAGAGAUCGAGGUCCUGCGGAAACAAUACGAACGCGAGGGCGAAUAUGUCACGAUCCAAACCAAAUUUAAUUAUGCCUGGGGACUAAUCAGAUCAAAAAAGGUCGAGGAGAUCGCGUUAGGAAUUACAAUGCUUACAGAAAUCUAUAGAGAUUCGCCUGAAAGACGGCGAGAGUGCCUUUACUUUCUUGCGUUGGGACACUACAAGUUGGCCAACUAUGGCGAUGCGCGUCAAUUCAACCAACAGCUUUUGAAAUUUGAACCAAAUAAUGUGCAAGCGAAAGCUCUAGACAAGCUUAUCGAGGAGAAAGUAUCCCGAGAGGGCGUCAUUGGGUUGGCGAUUGUAAGUGGUGUCCUGGCCGUUGGCGUUGCUCUCGUUGUGGCUAUUAUCCGACAGAGAUCAUCAAAACGCGGCUAA
Messenger RNA from Zychaea mexicana, 468 nucleotides. Its product is annotated as mitochondria fission 1 protein. The transcript is spliced from 4 exons. Lineage: Eukaryota; Fungi; Mucoromycota; Mucoromycetes; Mucorales; Lichtheimiaceae. The record is from RefSeq and is a predicted model, not a curated record. The coding region runs from base 1 to 468 and encodes 155 amino acids. Gene Ontology annotation, cellular component: mitochondrial outer membrane; peroxisomal membrane. Gene Ontology annotation, biological process: autophagy of mitochondrion; mitochondrial fission; peroxisome fission. Gene Ontology annotation, molecular function: protein binding.